AAAAACCACGGCCGCAUUGCCUUGGUCUUCACUAGUAAACGCCAUCCCUGGCGACGGGCUGAAGAGCAAAAUACUCGCUGACGGAAAAAGUUAUACAUGAAGAAGAAAUAAAUUAGGGCUAAGAAAGCUUUGAUUUUUAAAAAUGGAGUCGAUUCCUCGCAUCCUCUUAUGUCUUUUCGUAUUUCUUCUACUGAAAAAUUCAGAAUCAGCUUCGCCUCAAGCUUACAGAAGAGAUCCGGGUCAUCCCCAAUGGCACCACAGUGCUUUCCAAGACGUUAAAGAUAGUAUUCGAUCGGAUGUUCGCAGUAUGCUCCAUUCUCGCGCUGAGGUUCCCUUCCAAGUCCCACUUGAAGUAAAUGUCGUCCUGAUUGGUUUCAGUGGAGAUGGAGGUUACAGAUAUACAAUGGAUUCACAAAAACUUGAAGAGUUUCUACGAGUAGGCUUUCCUUCUCACAGGCCCUCAUGUCUAGAAACUGGAGAGCCUCUUGAUAUUGAACAUCACAUGGUGUUCAAUGCAUUUCCAGCUGCACAGCCAGAACUGAUAGCACUUGAAAAAGCUCUAAAAGCAGCCAUGGUUCCUUCUGGAACAGCCAGAGAGUCUGAUUUUGGAAGGGAAGUUCCAGCAUUUGAUGUAGAUGCAUCAGUUGUGGAGCCAGAAUUUCAGAAGCUUUACUCCUACUUGUUUGACUUUGACAAUAUGGGAUAUAAUGCUGAAGAGGCAGAUAGACCUAUGCCAACAGCAAUAUUUAUUGUGAAUUUUGAUAAAGUUAGAAUGGAUCCUAGGAAUCAUGAUAUUGAUUUUAAUAAUUUAAAACGUGAUUCAAAUCAGUUAACUGAAGAAGAAAUAAAGAAACAAGAAGGAGGCUACAUUUAUCGUUAUCAUUAUAAUGGAGGUGGAGCAUCUCAAGUAUGGCUUGGCUCUGGAAGGUUUGUUGUGAUUGACAUCUCAGCAGGCCCAUGUACAUAUGGAAAAAUCGAAACAGAAGAAGGAAGUGUUAGUUCGAAAACACUUCCACGUUUGCGAAAUACAAUGUUUCCUCAAUCCUCAGUUUCUGCUAAUCAUCAUUCCACUACACAUGACAACUUUAUUGGUCAACUUGCUGCUAUAAUUGGGAUCACAGUUCAACAUGUUAUUGCUCCAGAUGUCAGAUUUGAAACAGUAGAUCUUGCAACAAGGCUACUUGUCCCAAUAAUUGUCCUCCAAAAUCAUAACCGAUUUAACAUCAUGGAAAAAGGCAAGAACUACAGUAUAGAUAUGGAAGCCAUUAAAGCCGAGGUUAAAAAAAUGGUACACAAAGGGGAAGAAGUAGUGAUAAUUGGUGGCUCACAUUCUUUACAUGUUCAUGAAAAAUUAGCAAUUGCUGUUUCAAAAGCUAUGAGAGGCCAUUCAUUACAGGAAACUAAAAAAGAUGGACGUUUUCAUGUUCAUACAAAAACAUAUCUUGAUGGUGCUAUUCUUAAAGAGGAAAUGGAACGAUCUGCUGAUGUAUUAGCAUCUGGUUUACUUGAAGUCUCAGACCCUUCACUUUCUGAUAAAUUUUUCCUUCGUCAGCAUUGGAUGGAUGAGCCAGAUGGCGCGAGUGAUUCAAUUUUAAAACAUAAACCUAAUUGGUCUUAUAAUUUUAACUCUAAAUCUAAAAAAAAGAAAACCAAAAUAGUGCAAAAGAAACAAGGAGACAUUCAUCGUACUUAUGGAACAAGAGUUGUUCCUGUAUUUGUAUUAUCGUUAGCUGAUGUGGACCCACACCUUAUGAUGGAUGAUGAGAGCCUUUUGUGGACAAGUAACGAUGUUGUUAUUGUCCUUCAGCAUCAAAGUGAAAAGAUACCCUUAAGUUAUGUGUCGGAAACAGAAAGAAGGCAUGUUGUUCCAUUACAAGCACAACGUCAUAUAGUGGCUGGAUUAGCUUCUGUUGUGGGUGGAUUAAGUGCUCCAUAUGAAAAAGCUUCUCAUAUUCACGAAAGGCCAGUUGUCAAUUGGCUAUUGGCUGCUGGUUGUCAUCCAUUUGGACCUUUUUCUAAUGCUUCUAAAAUCAGUCAAUUGCUUCAAGAUGUUGCACUAAGAAAUACGAUAUAUGCACGUGUAGACUCUGCUCUUCAUAGGAUUCGAGAGACAUCAGAGUCUGUCCAAGCUUUUGCGGGGGAGUAUUUGAAAACUCCACUUGGUGAAGCAGUAAAGGGGAAGAAAAACAAGACAACAACCGAAUUAUGGCUUGAAAAAUUCUACAAAAAAGAAACAAAUUUGCCUGAGCCUUUUCCUCAUGAACUAGUCCAACGCCUCGAAAAAUAUUUGGAUGGACUUGAAGAACAGCUUGUGGAUUUAUCUUCUCUGCUAUAUGAUCAUCGAUUACAAGAUGCAAAUGUGAACAGCACCGAGAUUCUUCAAAGCUCCAUUUUCACACAGCAGUAUGUGGAUCAUGUUCUGGAGAAUGAAAGGGAAAAAAUGAAAUGUUGUGAGAUAAAGUACAAGUCACCCAAGCAGGAGACUUCACAAAGCUUGGUGUAUGCUGGGAUUCUCAUAGCAGGUCUUUUUGUUUAUUUUCUUGUUAUUUUCUUUUCAUCCCCUGUUACUGUUAGGUAAUUAGUUAGUUUAUGCCGGAACAAACCUUUUAUAAAUUUGUACAAGGCCCUAGAUAUAAUUAUAUAAACUUCAACUUUUCUUCCUUCAA
Lactuca sativa (garden lettuce) is the source of this 2666-nucleotide messenger RNA. RefSeq lists its product as uncharacterized. The record is from RefSeq and is a predicted model, not a curated record. Lineage: Eukaryota; Viridiplantae; Streptophyta; Magnoliopsida; Asterales; Asteraceae.